Microsporum canis CBS 113480 is the source of this 1257-nucleotide messenger RNA. RefSeq names its product solute carrier family 35 member B1. Gene Ontology annotation, molecular function: UDP-glucose transmembrane transporter activity; UDP-galactose transmembrane transporter activity. NCBI's taxonomy places the organism in Eukaryota, Fungi, Ascomycota, Eurotiomycetes, Onygenales, Arthrodermataceae. Gene Ontology annotation, biological process: UDP-galactose transmembrane transport. Gene Ontology annotation, cellular component: Golgi membrane; endoplasmic reticulum membrane. The transcript has 2 exons. Bases 1 to 1257 code for a protein of 418 amino acids. The record is from RefSeq and is a predicted model, not a curated record.
AUGGCGCGCGAGAAACAAAAGGUGCCCGUUCAACGGGUACCAUCCGGCGGAAUCAUGCACGCACCUAAAGACAUUCCAGAAACGAACGGCGCAAUUGAGCAGCCAGGGAAAGGAAAACCACAAGUCCAGGCUUCUCCGGAGCCGUCACAACCUGGGCUCUUGCAGCUGGUGAUUUGCGUGGCAGGUAUCUAUGCCUCAUUUCUUUCUUGGGGUGUGCUUCAGGAAGCAAUCACUACUACCCAUUAUCCUGUUCACCCGCCUACGUCCGUGAUCCCGAACCCUCAGACCGAAAGAUUCACAUUCUCCCUGGUUUUGAAUACCGUACAAUCCUUCUUUGCUGUCAUAACGGGGUCUAUGUACCUCUAUUUCUCUACACCUCGUGGGGCGAGUACACCAUCGAUAUUUCCUACCAGCCGGAUUAUCGUUCCUUUGAUACUUGUCAGCCUAUCGUCCUCCUUAGCCUCUCCUUUUGGAUAUGCCAGUCUUGCACACAUCGACUACGUCACUUUUACUCUGGCAAAGUCUUGCAAGUUAUUGCCGGUUAUGUUUCUUCAUCUGACUAUUUUUCAAAAACGGUAUCCUCUGUAUAAGUAUGGAGUGAUUCUUCUCCUCACUAUCGGCGUGGCGACAUUUACUCUACAUCAUCCAGGCACGGCAAAGAAGAGAGGAUCCAAGGGACCGAACUCGUCCUCCAUAUUUGGACUCUUCCUCCUCUUCAUUAACCUCCUGCUGGAUGGUCUCACCAAUACAACACAGGAUCAUAUCUUCACGUCUCCAAAGUUAUAUGGCAAAUUCAGUGGCCCCCAGAUGAUGGUGGCUCAAAACUUGAUAUCUACUAUCCUCACGAGCGCUUAUCUCGUUGUCAUGCCCCACGUUUCUACCUCUAUCCUCCCUCUCCUGCCAUUACCUAUUCCUCCAUCACAAACAUCAGAACUCUCGUCUGCUAUUGCUUUUCUCUCCCGUCACCCUCAGGCCACUAAAGACGUAGUUGCAUUCGCUGCGUGUGGGGCCAUUGGCCAGUUAUUCAUCUUCUACACAUUAGCACGCUUCUCCUCCCUUCUCUUGGUGACAGUAACAUUAACCAGAAAGAUGUUAACUAUGCUUCUCAGUGUUGUAUGGUUUGGCCAUAAGUUAGGUAGAGGCCAAUGGGCAGGAGUUGGUUUGGUGUUUAGCGGAAUUGGAGCAGAGGCUUGGGUUCAGAGGAAGGAGAAGGAGAAGAAACUCCGGGACAAAGCCAAAGAGGGGAAAUUCCUAUAG